Molecule: messenger RNA, 6297 nt
Organism: Rhipicephalus microplus (southern cattle tick)
Lineage: Eukaryota; Metazoa; Arthropoda; Arachnida; Ixodida; Ixodidae
Source: RefSeq, a predicted model, not a curated record
GGUAAAGUUCUUGACCUCCUCAUUGAUAGCGCAUCGCUCCUUCAGUUCGGCAGCAUAAGUAGACAGAUGGCCCGCAAAAUGAUACCAGCGUUACUUCGUAUUCACACAAGACCGUACUAUGAAUGGCUUUCACCGAAGCGAAAGUCGUACCUAUAUUUGACGCUGUUGCGACUGAUCGAGCAACUUGAUAAGAUGGACAACAGUAUCCUUGUGGCCAUUGAAACCGUGGUUGCCAGUCCAUGCGAGAAGCUAAACCUUGUCAGUGUUUUGUUUCGCAUGCUUGAAACUCCAACUGUCAGCAGUAAAGCAAUAUCUUACAUUGAAUGCCUAAUAAUGUACCUGCUGAAGAUUCCGAGAUGGUUCAAGAUAGACUGGAGCGCCAUAAUCAUACCACCAGUGACAGAGGGCCCUUGCCAUCCGCAAACAUGGCAUAAAACAACCAGUACGACGGAACUGUCGGUAGUAACUACGCCACAAGUAACUUUUACGGAAACACCGUCGACUGGCAUAGAAGAAAUAUACACGCCAGGACAAGAACUGACCUCUAGAGAGACAACAGCGUACAGCACAACUACGACGACGGAAUAUACAGCCACAGAAGUAAAAACAACUACGGGGACAUCUCCAGAAGAGUCGACAACACCUUGGUUUGCACCAACAACAUCAAGAGGAACUACAGUGACACCUUCCAACGGUAUAUACACAUAUGAAACAGGAACGGAGACAGAAUAUACUACAUCCGUAGUCGAAACUACGCCAGCCACAUUUACAGAAACUCCUUCCAGCACGGCAACACCAACAUCUAUUGAGACGUCAACUACGGCUUCAAAUACAAUUUCUACGACUACUCCUGGCACAACAGAGACUCUUACUCAAACUCCAUUUUCGGAGACUACAUCCACCAUACCAGAUUUAGAAACAAUGGCUGUUACCACUGAAAACAUAAUGUCACAAACACCUUCGACAGGAUCAACUAUGACAACUGAAACUCCAGAAUUCUCUACCUCAAUCGAAACAACCGCUGCUACAGAAUUCUCAACACUUCCAACGACAACCGAGCUGUUCAGCGAGACUCCGACUAUGACACCUUCAAGCGAGACUACGACCUCUGGCUCAUUAUUUUCUACAACACCUUCAGCGAGUGAAUGGAUGGAAACGACGACUCCGGCGGCUUUUACUACAACUUCCGCGGAGGAAACACCCUCGGCUACACAGUCAACACACACAACAUUUGCACAAUCCUCAGGAACACCUUCUUAUGAAACCACGACUUCAACGGAAUAUACGACAGCUUCAUUUGAGAGUCCGACGGCUACUCCUUCUCUUGAGACAACCACGUCGACCGAAACUACUACUGAGACUCUUGCGGGGUCUCCUUCAACAUGGGCAACAUCAACUGCAUUUACAACUGAAGGUGUAACAGCAACUCCUUCAGAAGAGACACCUUGGGAAUCUAGUACGACUUCAACGGCCACCGAAACACCUUCAGUUUACUAUUCAACCACGACUACUACAGAAUAUACAACAGCAUGGACAUCAAGGGAAACUCCCUCCGAAGGUUACUCGACAGGCACUACAACUUCACAAGAGACUCCUUCCGAAAGUUACUGGACAAGCACUACAACUUCAUAUGAGACUCCAUCGGAAAGUUACUCGACUUCAAACGAGGCACCGUCGGAGACGUUUUCGACUGUAACGACAUCUAUGUUGACAGAAACUCCUGCAGAAAGUUAUUCAAUAGUAACCACGACAUCGACAACAGAAGUACCCUCAGAAAGUUAUUCCAUCACGACAACCUCGACAUCAACAGAGACUCCGUCUGAAAGCUUUUCGACAUCAACCGCGACACCAUCAGAGAGUUAUUCGACAGAAGCAAGAACGUCCACAACUACAGAGACACCCUCCCAAAGUUAUUCGACAAUGACAACGACUUCGACGGAAACUGCCUCUGAGAGUUAUUCGACAGGAACUACAACUUCAAUAUCGACUGAAACUCCCUCCGAAAUGUAUUCGACAGAAACUACUUUUUCAACGGGAUCUACCACAACACCAAGCUUUACGGUGACCACAUCUGGCACCACAACGGAAACGCCUGUUGGUACACCUUCCACUGAGACGACUACAACAACAGUUAUCAAGGCGUCUACCGAAACACCUUCAGAAACUCCAUGGGAAGAGACCACAUCAUCGACAGAGACCACAACGGGCAGUUAUUCAUUCGAGACUGCCACUACACCGAGUCUAGAAACAUUCACGCCAGCAACAGAGACUUCGACCAGCGUGACGAAGUCGCAGCGCACUACAGCGCCACCACAGCCGGACAACAGGGAGAACGAUACAGUCACGCCAACUGGCUUCCGCAGCACUGUCGUUACGACGGACAACAUUCUUUCGAUGGGAACUACGGUCGUCACUUUGCCUACUCCGACACCAAGUGUUAACGUAUUCACGGUUCCAUCAUCUCCAGAAAGUGCAACGGUCAAGUUCAACAUAGAAAAAAUAUCGCAUCACAUAACCCACACGAAUGAGUCUACCGGCAACAUUCUAUCAAUCAUAGAGAGCAUCUUCAAUAUUCCGCCUCCAACUAACAUCACAACUAUAAUUGAAGGGGCACAUAACAUUACCAUUGGUCACCCUGACAUUGAACGAGCAGUGGAUGAGAGACUGAUACAAAUAAUUGUAAAAGCUCUGACUGCUGAGCAACUUCAAGGAUUAUAUACCGACAGAACCGAGCUUUUGGUGUUAGAACUUUAUAGGAUUAUUAAAACUGGAGUAAAAAUUAAUCUGACCAUCCUAAGAAGUAUCCUCACUUUGGAGAUGACAGCUAGACUUCGAGAAAAUAUAAUUUCAAGCCUCGUCAACAGAACGUACUACGGGCCUAGGGAAGAAGUCCACAGAGUGUUAGAGAUUCUGCUGCCGUACCUAGCAGUGCACCAUAUCUCUACGCUCACAACGAAGGAGUUCAUUCAUUUGUUGGUUCAGUACGUGCAGACAACCAACAGGAGUAACAUUGACGGCGACUUGAGGCAUUUCUUGAUCGAAAUAUUAGAAGAACUUACAAGAAACCCCAAAGUGCCAGAAAACCAAAAACAACGCCUGAUAGCUAUACUUGAGGUGCUCGUGAAAGAAUUACCCGCACCGCACACAGACUUCAGUGCAAUUAAAGAGUACCUGCGAAAUCCAAAGGCUCCCUUGCCAUACACGCUUUUACUCUCGAUACAACCGAAUACACGUGGAACUGCGCCAGGCUCUCCAGCCACAAUACAACUGUUAGCAUCUGUCGUAAGGGAAUCCGGCGGGAACCCGGUGGUAGUGGGAAACGUAGUUUCCUUGCUCCUCAGGUUGAUAAGCACGAACAACGUUCCAAGACUACAAAUAGGGCCGCUGCUUACUAGCCUCAACAAAAUUGUUCAUCGAAGAGACCUUAUCGCGCCCCACCUGAGAAUGGUCGCUCUUACAGACUCUCUCGUUUUGUAUGGCAAUGACGGCUUCCAAUAUUUGUCACCUACUGCGCGCUCGACAGUGCUAACAACUCUGAUUUCUUUGUUGAGCGGACGUGUCGAUGAUUAUCUUGUUACACGUCUGCUUAGUUUCAAGCCGCCCAACUAUCAUCCGGGACGGACGUUUGAAACCUUGCGCAGAGAUGUGGACAGCGUGAAACCCACUGGCCCUGUGGAAGGCCUAACGGCAGUAAAGCAAAUUCUGCUUGCUAUAGGGUCCACUGCCUCGAGCAACCCUUCUUCGACGGUGCACCUGCACACUAUCGCUGAAAAGCUGAACUCCCAUACUUCAGAGGAGUCGAAGUAUCCACGCUCUAUACAAUACAUUAUUGCCAGCCUACUUAAGAAGACUCCUGUGCAGCUGCCAGAUAUUCCAAAAAGUGGCAUGACACCACUGUCGUAUGUCCACUGGCCGACGUAUCAAAUGCCACCCGAUUUGGUUGACAACAUUGCAAAAGAAGUCGAGGACCGCGAUUAUAAGAUCACCCACCUAACGAAAGAGCUGUCGUUUGACCUUGUGUCACCCGCUCUCGAUCCUACCGUUCGAGGUAAUCUGCUUGUAGUAGCCAUGCGUCUGCUCACGACUGACCAGAUGACUGUGACUCUCGCUCAGCAACUACUUCGCGCCAUUCACGCCGCAGUUACAAUGGUUCCCUCGUUGUGGCCAAGUAAUAGCUUACUGCUCCUUCAAAACACUCCAACAGCAAUAACAAGACCAAUAAUACGAUCUCUCCCACCAAUACAAACUGCUAUUCUUCCAUCACUAUUGCACCACUUGAUAAAUAGGGCUCGACAUAUUCCGAAACAAAUCCUCCAUACACUAAUUAAGUUCGCGCCAAGCCAGGACUAUGCGGUGGAAAUAGUUACGGACAUUAUCUCGGCGCUAUUGAGACAUGGUGACGCCUCUGAGCAAGCCGACCUCAGCAACAAGCUUGUCAAAGUGUUGGAUGAGAGAGCUGGGACGAGUGCUUUGCCCACUAAAGAAGUUGCCGACCUUCUGACGCGCUUCAGAAACCGCCUGUCACCAUUGACCAAAGGCACUCCCGAGUUGAAGCCGGUGAUCAAAUACAUAAAUGAGGUACUACGCAGGCUUCAGAGUGAACCUCUAAGCGCCCUGCGAAACCUCAAGAAGUAUCUCAGGACACUGCCAGGACCUGCACCAGCGGAACUUUUGCGCGGCAUAUUUGAAGACUUCCCCAGCUGGACGCCGAGCGACCUUCAGACGGUAGUUGGCCUGGUGCGGGAUGCACUCACGGCAUCCAAAAGCCGAGAGCCUGGAGUGGUGGGCAGCGUGGCCGCUGUGGCCAUGCGCCUGCUCCGACUCUACAACUAUACUGACGGCACUGAAAAACGUCUCGUCGACGUCAUCGAUCGGGUUCCCGCGCGUGACGACAUUAUCCCGCAGCCACUCAAGCUCGUGCUCGUCAACGACAUUCUCUUUGUGCUUGCCACGAAGGUGACGCAAAAGUCCGAGAGCCAUGUGAACGUGCAGACAUUACUGGAGAUGCUGGACUCGGUGCUGCGCGGCGGAGCCUUGCCUACGGGCACGGCGAGCGUAGAGAGCCACUUUAUCAAGGCUGUGGCUGCCUUCGUGGACAACAAGUUCGCUCUGCGCAAAGUGACUCGAGAGCUGCGCGUGCGGAUCGCCGACCUGUUGCGGCGGCUUGAUCUCCAGCAGUACAUCCCGCUCGAGAUUCUUGUCAAGAUCGACAAGCAACUUCGCAAGGAGAUGUGGACGGUAAUCCGCAAGGUGCACACUACGACCGAGGAGCGCUCCAUCACGCAGUUCUUGCAGUACCUCAGGACGGCAAACCGAGACGAAAUCGUGCGCAUGGAUGAGGGCAGCAUGCGGAACUUGCCCAAAGUGAUGCUGCCGCUGCCGCCACGCGCUCUUCACAACGUCAUCGCCGGAGUCGAAGAUGUGUUGAGAUUCAACCGCGAAAUCAUCCACCGCGACCUGGCCCGCCAGCUCCUUACAAUUGUACAGACGGCCAUCAGCAGUCCUAUGUUCCCUGCCACAUUGCUUCCCCGCAGCAAGAGCGUUAUGGACGCCCUCAAGCGAGACAUCCGACAGGAGAACGCCAGGGGCGUUCCCUAUCCACCCGCCAUGUAGAGACUGUCGGCCCACGCGUGGCUCAUUGGUGCUUGCCACACAAUAAAAAGAAAAGUCUUCAGAGUGUGCCACAUCCAUGUGCUUCUAGAGUCUGCGAUGUGCCAGCAGACAAGGAAGGAUUUGGUGCAGUCACGGUAACGGACGAACUACGCUUCGGUUUCAGAAGACGGUUAUAGGAAAACGCGCUUCUGUUCAUCAACCCCUUGUGUUGUUGUCACGCGACAAAAGAAAUCAAAACCCCUAACCACGAAUUAGAAACGUCAAAAGAUAAUCAUGGAGAAAGACAGAACUUUCAUCUUUUUUAUUUCCUCCCUCGCUGUGUGGCCCUAAUUUCAAUGAGUUGCGGAUUGCAUACUGUAACAUUACAUAUAAGUGCAGUGGUUGGUGUAUACUGCUAUUUUACUGCGAAUCUCUAUUUAUACGCUCAUUAGUCGACUGUUGUUAUUGGCGAUCUAAAGGCGCAGCAGUGCUGGUUUUUUCAUGUGUAAGCUGAUCCGGGACAUUCGUCCUUAAUGUUUGCACCCGGCAUUGUCUAAGCGCACACCCGUCUUCACUGCGAGCCCCUGUUGUGCAUCUAGAGGCCAUUGGUACGCACAUGGCAUGUAUCGAAGCAGUGCGAUUCAACCAUCAACCCGCCGUUUUGGAGAGUGGGCGUGACUACCAAGAAUGUACGCAAAAAAAAAG